AUGCCGAAGUACUACUGUGAAUAUUGCGACAUCCACCUAACGCACAGCUCCCCAGUGGGGCGCAGACAGCACAUCCAAGGGAGAAAACACAUAAGUGCAAAAAUUGAAUAUUUCCAAAAUUUGCUAAGGGAAGAAGGCAUAACCCCACAGAACUUCUUAGGGUUUCUAGGAACCAGGGCAUUGAAUAAUUUGCUAGGAAACCCAAUGAUGAAUAAUAUGAUCCCAGGAAAUUUCCCCAUGCACAUGAAAUAUAACAAUAUGAAGCCUCACUCACAUUAUUCGCGUCAUUCACAUCGGCAUCAUAUGUCCCAUGGUAGAUACUCCAGGGAAAGACAUGGCCAUCACAGUUACUCUAGUAAAUAUCACUCGCACCCUAUGCGCGUGAAUAGCAGCAGCAUGGGUGGCAUGUCAGGGUUUCAAAACAGUAAACAUUCUGGUAGCUUUGUCCCCUCACCAAACUCUAUGCAUGGUAAUGGGAAGAUGUUUAAUUAUCCCAUUCGAGAUUUGGUAAGUAAUGUCAAUAAUGACAUUGACCCAAGUAAGGACAGUCAGAAUGAGGAACGAAUUGGAGAUAAUUCGAUUGACAACCCUCAUAGCAGAAUACAGGAUCGGCACGAUCAGCGAGAUCAUGCCAAUCGCGCCGAUCAUGCGGAUCAGACCGAUAAGGAUGAUAAUGCCGAUCCGGUCCAUGCCACUCGUUGA
Messenger RNA from Plasmodium inui San Antonio 1, 702 nucleotides. RefSeq lists its product as hypothetical. Gene Ontology annotation, molecular function: pre-mRNA 5'-splice site binding; zinc ion binding. The transcript has a single exon. Gene Ontology annotation, biological process: mRNA 5'-splice site recognition; spliceosomal snRNP assembly; mRNA splicing, via spliceosome. Gene Ontology annotation, cellular component: nucleus; U1 snRNP. Bases 1 to 702 code for a protein of 233 amino acids. Lineage: Eukaryota; Apicomplexa; Aconoidasida; Haemosporida; Plasmodiidae. The record is from RefSeq and is a predicted model, not a curated record.